Molecule: messenger RNA, 1152 nt
Organism: Dendronephthya gigantea
Lineage: Eukaryota; Metazoa; Cnidaria; Anthozoa; Malacalcyonacea; Nephtheidae
Exons: 2
Coding region: 1-1152 (383 amino acids)
Source: RefSeq, a predicted model, not a curated record
AUGCGGAAAGAUCAUCAUUAUCAACAGUUUCAAGAUGAAUUAGAUUUGGCUGGUAUUGAGUUUCCUGUUACUGUUGACAAGAUUGAAAAAUUUGAGCGUCAGAACAAUAUUUCUGUGAACGUGCUUGGCUUUGAGGAUGUACUCUUUCCCAUCUACAUCACAAAGGAACACUUUGAUACCCACGUAAACCUAUUACUAUACUCCCAGGGAACAACUAGACAUUACUGCCGCAUCAAAGAUCUGAAUAAAUUACUCUACAGCCAAAACCGGAAAAAGGCUCGUAUGUAUUACUGUCGUUACUGUCUUCAUGGAUUUAUCCGAGACGAUCUCCUCCAAGAACACGAACCCCAUUGCUCUCAACACGGUCCACAACGUAUUGAACUCCCGAAUGAAGAUAAUGCUCAACUGUCCUUUAAAGACUACCACAAGCAGUUGAAAGUGCCCUUUGCAAUCUACGCCGACUUCGAAAGUUUUACCACCAAGAUCAACUUAGUUAAACAAAAUCCUGAAAAAUCCUUCACUGAAAAAUACCAACACCACCAACCUUGUGGAUUUUCCUACAUUGUUUGUUUAGAAGAAGAGCAGAAAUAUAUUCAAGAGAAACUGGAUUGGGUCGAACCCAUGCGAAUUGAGAGAGAAGAAGAGCAAGCGUUUCAAGAUGCAGUCCAUUGUCAUAUUUGUGGAUAUGAAUUGGGUUCUGAUCGUGUUCGCGACCACUGUCAUCUUUCAGGAAAGUACCGUGGGGCUGCACACAACGAUUGCAAUUUGAACUAUAGUUUUACCGGCCGAAUUCCUGUUAUUCUUCACAAUCUACGUGGGUAUGAUUCUCAUCUCAUCAUGCAAGGACUCGGUAAACUCAAAGAGAAGAAGAUCAACUGCAUUCCAAACAACACCGAAAAGUACAUCUCCUUCUCCAUCGAUAAUUUGGAUUAUAUCGACUCCCUACAAUUCAUGAAUGCAUCGUUGGAGAAGUUAGUAUCCAAUCUAGCAAAGGACGGCGUUGAAAAGUUCCCCAUUCUCAAGAAAUACAUCGACAGCGACAAAAUAUCCCUUCUGCUAAGAAAAGGUGUCUACCCCUACGACUACAUGGACUGCAUAGAGAGAUUUGAAAACCAAUCUUACCACCGAAGGAAUCCUUCUACAAUGUGUUGA